AAUUUCUCUUUUGAUUGGUCAAUUAAACGCUUUGAUGUACGAAUGGUAUCAAGUUAAGUCUUUGUUUGAUAAGACUUAUACAUAAGACGAUUGUUGGCUUAAGAAAGCCCUCUCUUCGGUAUGUGUUUAUGCCUAACAUAGUACAAAUAAUAUAAUCAUCAACUGGUGUAUUCAGUCCUAUUUUUGAUCUUAAACAGCCAUUAUAAGAAGAAAAAUAUAAAAAUUCUACAAAUAAAAGAAGUGAUUAUAGUCUACAAAAAAAAUAACAGCUACUAAUCGUGUUGCGAUACGAAUAAAAGAGUUGAUAACAACGAUGAAUAGCAUAAUUGAAGAUAUCAAGAUUCAGCAUUGCCAAACACAAGUGAAGCAAGACAGAUUCUGUUAUACAUGGAAUAUUGUUGAUUUUUGGAAUAUUUAUAAAUUUAAAAUUGAUUUAUAUUCCAGCAAAGCCAAAAAUAAUUUUAGAUUUCGUAUGACUCCUAUAGAGAAAGGCGAUGAAUCAACAAUAAACUUUUAUGCUUUUAUAGAAUAUUUUGAAGACAAUAUGAAAAAAAGUUCUUUUAACAACUGGAUUCUUAACAAAGCUAACAAAAAUAUUUGCUGUUCUAUUUUGUUUAAGGCUAAUGAAAAAGAAAUUGCGAAAAUAAGCUCGCAACAUCUAGAAAUGAAACCUCAAAAUCAUUAUCUAUUAUAUUCACUACCUGUUUCAUUUCUUCCUUCUGCAUCUUCUAAUAUGACACUUACUAUAUACUUUGAAUUCUUUAUAUUUGUUGGAGUGUUUGACAAUAAUAUAUACUAUUCACAUAAGAGACAUGCUACAGAUAUUUCUAUUUAUGAGGAAAAAUCUGAUUCGCUUGUUACAUUUGUAAUAGGUCAAAAACGUCUUGAAGCAAAUAAGUAUUUAUUAUGUUCAAAAAGUAAAGUCUUUAAAGCCAUGUUUAAUGAUCUAAAAGAAAAUGCAGAUGAAAUACAGAUAACUGAUAUAAAAUACAAUACAUUAAAGGAAUUAUUAUUAUUUUUAAAAAUUGGUUAUUUAUCUCGAAGCUUGGAAAAUGUAAAUGCAAGUGUAAAUGUAUAUGAACUUUUUAGAGCCGCAGAUAAAUAUGAUAUACGAGACCUUAAAUUAAUAUGUGAACAACACUUAAUUAUAUGUACAACAGUAAAUAAUGUUCUCGAACAUUUUAAGAUUGCACAUUUAUAUAAUGGAAAAAUAUUGGCGGAAUGUACCAAAAAUUUUAUCAAAUUAUAUUUAAAAGUUUUUGUGGGUGCACCAGAAUUUAUAAACUUGAUGCAAAUGUAUCCCGAGUUAUUAACUGAGAUUAAAAAAGCAAAUUAAUCAAUGAAAACUUUAAAACAUAC
This is a messenger RNA of Camponotus floridanus (Florida carpenter ant), 1359 nucleotides long. Its product is annotated as protein roadkill-like. Gene Ontology annotation, molecular function: ubiquitin protein ligase binding. The transcript is spliced from 2 exons. Bases 314 to 1336 code for a protein of 340 amino acids. Gene Ontology annotation, cellular component: cytoplasm. Lineage: Eukaryota; Metazoa; Arthropoda; Insecta; Hymenoptera; Formicidae. The record is from RefSeq and is a predicted model, not a curated record. Gene Ontology annotation, biological process: proteasome-mediated ubiquitin-dependent protein catabolic process; regulation of proteolysis.